Messenger RNA from Orbilia oligospora ATCC 24927, 5061 nucleotides. RefSeq lists its product as uncharacterized. The transcript is spliced from 9 exons. Bases 1 to 5061 code for a protein of 1686 amino acids. Gene Ontology annotation, molecular function: microtubule binding; microtubule motor activity; ATP binding. Gene Ontology annotation, biological process: microtubule-based movement; mitotic spindle organization. The record is from RefSeq and is a predicted model, not a curated record. Lineage: Eukaryota; Fungi; Ascomycota; Orbiliomycetes; Orbiliales; Orbiliaceae.
AUGAAUCGACCCUCAACCCGAAGCGCAAGUAGGUUAAGCAUGAAUAGCACUACAAGACAGCUCGCAUCAGGAGGUUUGAACGGGGCCGGCCGUGCCCCGUCGCGAGCAUCAGGCGAGGACGAUGACAGCAUCCGGACAGCCGUCCGCGUUGCUGUGAGGAUCAGACCGCCUUUGAAACCCACCGAUCCCGGAUAUGAUCUCAUUCCGCAGCGGUUCCAGCGGUCCAUGGCCCAGACUAUGAAUGAUACUUCGCUUACGAUAGACAGCCCGCAAGGUCGUAAAGUGUUUAUUUUCGAUAGGAUCUUCGGGCCUGAUGUGCAACAGGAUGGUGUUUGGGAUUAUCUGCAGGACAGCAUCAAUGCCUUUGUGCAGGGCUACAACGUAUCCAUUUUGGCUUAUGGGCAGAGUGGUGCCGGGAAAUCGUAUACGAUGGGAACGUCUGACCCAAAUGAGCGCACAUCACAAGAUUCCUCCGGUGUGAUUCCGAGAGCUGCCUUCGCUCUUUUUGAGAAACUAUCCCCUAUCAGCAAAAGUACGACUACAGGAAUCAAAGCACCAUCGCGGUAUUCUACGCCCCUGCCAACCUUUCAGAAGCAGACUACGCCCCAGGAUAGGCCUUGGUCGAUGAAGGCUACAUACGUUGAGAUAUACAACGAGCAACUUAGGGACCUUCUGCUGCCGGAUGGAACAAAUACGGGAGAAAGACGGCAAGUCAAUAUACGCGAGGACACCAAAGGCCGUAUUUUGUUGACCGGCCUUCAAGAGAUGCCUAUUGAGAGUGUCGAUGAUCUUCUGGCUGCAUUGAAUUUCGGAUCUUCUAUUCGGCAAACUGAUUCUACAGCAAUAAAUGCGAAAUCAUCACGCUCACAUGCAGUAUUCUCCAUAAAUCUUGUACAGAGGAAGCCGAGGUCGACAUUGGGCCGCGAUGCUAAGGAAAAGAGAUAUUCUGCUCCCGCGGAUAUUCUGGCUUCUGGUUCCGAUGGGUUUAUUACCGUUGAUAGCAAGCUACACUUUGUUGAUCUAGCAGGGAGCGAAAGGUUGAAGAACACCGGUGCCCUUGGGGACAGAGCAAAGGAAGGCAUAUCGAUUAAUGCUGGGUUAGCUAGUUUGGGAAAAGUGAUUUCACAGUUAUCCUCAAGACAGCCAGGGUCACAUGUCUCCUACCGAGAUUCUAAACUCACCCGCCUCCUUCAAGAUUCACUAGGUGGUAAUGCCUUCACAUAUAUGGUUGCUUGUGUCAACCCUGCUGAGUUCCAUCUCAGUGAAACCUUAAACACUGUACAGUAUGCUCAACGCGCCCGUGCCAUACAAAGCAAACCGCAAAUUCAGGAAGUUACUGCGGAUGGCGACAUGCGGGCCCUCGUAGAAAGACUGCGCGCUGAGAUUGCCUUUCUCAGAGAUCAAGUUCGAAAUUCUGAAGGCUCAAAUACUCGUUCAAACCGACACUCUGUUGAUCGAUCAACGGAAAAGGAAGUAGAGCUGCAGAAUCAGCUGCUGGAUGCACAGGAGAACCUUUCUGCCCUUAGCCAACGGCACGCGAAGCUUAUCUCCGAAAUCACAAAGGCGAGGGACACCGAAUCAAGCGAAACACUGAAUCGCCAUUCGGAUGUUGCAGAGGAUAGGAUAGCUCGCUCAAAUUCGUUUGCUGAAGCAGUCGAACAAGUCGUCCUGGAGUAUGAGAAAACCAUCCAAAGUCUCGAAACAUCACUUUCGAGCACAAGGUCGAACCUUUCCGCCACGGAAAGCUCCCUUCUCGAGAAAGAAUCCCGCUUAGUCUACCUUGAAACAAUAAAUUCACAACUUCAAAACAGGGUCCAGAAACUUACAGACCGGGAGUCUAGUACGGAGACGUAUCUGGCCGAUCUAGAGGGCAGGCUGAAUGGUCAUACUUUUGGCGAAGAGCGAAGUUCUGCUGCGAUUUCGGAAUUGCGUAAAGAAUUGACCAGAGUCCGUGAAAAUGAAGCAAGUUGUGAAGACUAUAUUUCAACACUCGAGGAGAGGCUCGCAGAGGCCGACCAAAGUAUGGAAAUCAUGCAGAGGGAACUGGAGCGCCUUGAACAUGUAGUCGAGAGGCAAAGAAGCCUGGGAAAACUAGAUAAUCUUCUUCACGAGCUGGAUACCCUUACUCACGCCCCGGGACAACCAGAAACAGCACCCGGUGUUACACAGGCUGACCAGAAUCAUACACCGCAGAUCCCAGAAGGCGACCUGGAUUUGGAAGAGGGCCAUGGGCUGUCUAGCACCCCACUCUUGGUGGCCCCACACGUUGUUACUGGUUCUCCUACUGAAGACGGUGCCGGCCCGGAUACCCUACAGAUAGAUGCAACAUCCGGCGGUCAUGACGCUAUAGGCCAGGAUGGAGGAGAUAAUUUGAAAUUACGGUUUAAACUAGAACGAACAGCCAAAGAACUAGGCCACUUCAAAGAAAUGUAUCACUCGACGAUGACUGACUACACGGAUAUGACUGCUAGGUACGAGCGCGCGUUGCGGGACCUGCAUGAGCUCCAAGACCAACUUGAUGAACACCGGCACGGCAGAAACAGUCUGAUGCUCUCAAAUUCAGAUGAAAUACCACCCCCGUCUCCCGAGUCGGUUUCAACGUCGUUCGUCUCAACCCCGUUGGUUCAACAGAUUAGUUCGAAUGUGUCCCACUAUGGGCACAGUCAGUCGCAAUCUCAGAUACCCAACCAACAAUCGACCAUAAAGCCACAAACUACGGACCAAUCACAGCCAUACCCACCGUCUGUCUCGAAUACCGAUUUAGAAACCCGGCAAUUACACUGUGAUGAACAUACAGACCUCGGGGCUGAAUUUAGUGAGCUUGAGGCGCGGUAUCUGGGCCUUCAAGAGGAACACAGGGCAGUUCUUGAUCUCGUUGACGAUCUCAAAGCCACAAUUUCCAAAUCGCGUCUAGAUGGCGUAACAUCGCCAACAGGAGCUCAAAUACUUCGCCGAAAAUCGAGCCAGAAUCUUGUGGCAGUCGACAGAGCGAAUAGAGCAUUUAAAAGCCUACGGUCGAUAGCGCUCCAGUACCUAACGGAAAACGAAGAUGCGAGAGAAGUGUUCGAUCUCAAUAUAAACGCUGCGCUACAUGAGUUACAGUCUAGAUCUGAAAGGAUCCAGGAAUUAGAGCAUGAAGUGGUCGGCUUAAGAAAAGAUAUUGAGACCAAAACUGCAAUGAUUAAUGGCCUAGCCCGUGAAAGAUCAAGCAUAACAAGCUCCCCGAUGGAUAUCUCAGUUGUCUCAUCUCUCCAAAGCCGUUUAGCGGAGAGUGAGGCCGAACUUGAAAAAGCACAUUUGAGACUGAAGAUGCAACAAGAAGAAUUUGAACAACAAAUCAUUAGUCUGAAGACUGACUUGGAAGAAGCACAACUGUCACAAACCGUGCAAUCGAGACCCCCUAUUGCGAAUCAUUUGGAGGAAAAUUCUAAAGAUGGAGACACCUCGGCCGAUGUGAUUUCUUCGAGCGUGUUAGAACUAGAAGAGCUGUUAAAGACGGCUGAGGACGGGCAUAACUCUUCUUUUCUGGAAACGCUAGAACAACUGAUACUUAUUGUGGAUGGCCUCAUUAGUAUAGGCCCCGGUUCCCACGAUCGAGACAGGCACCUGUUAUUAUCCGCACUUUCGCAGAUUAAACUUAGAUUGGAGAUAAGUUGCGGUUAUGCCCGUUCAGAGGACCAGCGGCUUGCCGACCAGAAGAAUCCUUCCGUUUUGCAGCGGUCUGAUAUCGAUAUUUUGCUCGGACUUUUGGCUCUGCCUAUCGAACAAGAGCGAACAGAAUCGUCUACAGUGAUCAAUCACCCCGAUAGCGUGGGGGGUUUUGAUUUGGUUGCAUCGAAGACUAAAACCAUUAUGCAACGCCUUGAGCAGUCUCAAAUAGAAAUCAAGAGCCUUCAGGCGACUAUUGAGUCAAAAGAAAAGGAGACUUUCCAGCUCAGACAAACACUUCAGACUUUGGAGGAGCAAUUAGAAGCUAGUCGAGUCCGACUUGGAACAGAAGCUGCACAUUUAAAAGAUGCUCGGAUCAACAAUAACGACUUGAAAGACGAGGUUGCCGCUCUUGAGGACCUGAAUUUGAAAACCAAAGCCGAACUGGACGAGCUCAUUUCCCGGAACCGGCAGCUUGGUGAGGAGGCUACAUCAUAUAGUAAAGACCUCGAGGCGCAGAGGCUUCUGGUGGCAGAGUUGCAAGAGCUACACACUAUGUCACAGAAGGAGCUAAAUGACUUGAUCAAAAAGGAAGCAACCCACGCCGGUGUUAUAGAUCAACUGGAACAACAGCUAGCGAGCACCUAUGAUCAGCAUCAGGAUUCCAGGAAACGGCUUUUGGAGGCGGAGGAGGAACUUCGCGCCUUACAAUCAGAUCGCGUCAGCAUUCUGGCCAGCCAUGAGGCAACGGCACAAACAAAUUCGCAUCAUAUAGACAGUCUAAUGAACGAACUCAAUACCCUUCAGCUGAAACUAGCAGAUGCGCAGCUUGAAUUGACGUCUCUACCCCCUGGUACUGUUAAUCGCACGCAGCGAUCAAACUCCGUAUCAUCCACAAACCUAAGGAAGAGCGCAUCGACUGCUUCUUUGCCUUCUCCGCCACCCGUGAUCCCGCUACCACCUUUACCACCAAAUCAAGCGUCUAACGCUGGGGUUCCAACCGCCACAAGCUCAACACAAAUGCCUCCAUCGACACCAACGAUUUCCCGUCGGCCCAGCAAGGACUAUGUCGUGACCCAUCUCGAAGAUCAAGAAGCUAGAAUAAAAACGUUGGAAAAGCAACUACAAGCUGAAAAGGCAUUGACAGCGACCCUAGAGGAGGCUCUCACUGAUUGCGAAAAGACAAUGAAAAAGCUUACCACGGACAAAGAGUCAUAUCAGCGAAAGGCUAAUCAGGCUCAACAAGAACUUGAUAGAACUCGAAAUGAAUCACAAUCCAGUAGAUAUUCCAUGCAGGCAAUGGAGGACGAAAGACUCGCGAGGCUGAAGGCAGAAAAGGCGCGACAGCAACUAGAAGAGCGUAUGCACGAGCUAUCCAAGCAAAAGAAGAGUCGCAAUUUCGCAUGCUUCUAG